Messenger RNA from Dromiciops gliroides (monito del monte), 4180 nucleotides. It is a transcript of the gene TCERG1, whose product is annotated as transcription elongation regulator 1. Gene Ontology annotation, molecular function: transcription coregulator activity; RNA polymerase binding. NCBI's taxonomy places the organism in Eukaryota, Metazoa, Chordata, Mammalia, Microbiotheria, Microbiotheriidae. The record is from RefSeq and is a predicted model, not a curated record. Gene Ontology annotation, cellular component: nucleus. Bases 14 to 3310 code for a protein of 1098 amino acids. The transcript has 23 exons.
GGGGCCCUGUGUAAUGGCGGAACGCGGCGGGGACGGGGGGGACGGUGAGCGAUACAACACGGGGGAGCUCAGAAUGGCUCAACAGCAAGCGUUGAGGUUUCGUGGUCCAGCUCCCCCACCAAAUGCAGUCAUGCGAGGUCCACCUCCUCUGAUGCGUCCACCUCCACCUUUUGGAAUGAUGAGAGGUCCUCCUCCACCACCUCGACCCCCCUUUGGUCGUCCUCCUUUUGAUCCUAAUAUGCCACCGAUGCCUCCUCCAGGAGGAAUUCCUCCUCCUAUGGGUCCUCCACAUCUACAGAGACCACCUUUUAUGCCUCCUCCCAUGGGAACUAUGCCCCCACCUCCUGGCAUGAUGUUUCCACCUGGAAUGCCUCCAGUUACUGCCCCUGGCACACCAACAUUACCUCCCACUGAGGAAAUAUGGGUAGAAAACAAAACUCCAGAUGGAAAGGUAUAUUAUUAUAAUGCUCGGACACGUGAGUCUGCAUGGACCAAACCAGAUGGAGUUAAAGUUAUUCAGCAAUCAGAACUAACUCCUAUGCUGGCUGCGCAGGCCCAGGCUCAGGCCCAGGCCCAGGCCCAGGCCCAGGCUCAGGCACAGGCUCAGGCACAGGCUCAGGCCCAGGCCCAGGCCCAGGCCCAGGCCCAGGCUCAGGCACAGGCUCAGGCACAGGCACAGGCCCAGGCCCAGGCCCAGGCCCAGGCCCAGGCUCAGGCUCAGGCUCAGGCUCAGGCACAGGCUCAAGCUCAAGUACAAGCCCAAGUACAAGCUCAAGGUGUAAAUGCAUCCACUCCUACAACUAGUAGCCCAGCAUCAGUGGUUUCCACUUCAACGCCAUCAUCCACACAGUCUUCUACCACUUCUACAACAACAACAGUAACUUCAGUUUCACAGACUGUAUCAACACCCACCACACAAGAUCAGACACCAAGUUCUGCUGUUUCAGUUGCCACACCUUCAGUUAGUGUUUCAACCCCAGCUCCAACAGCGACACCUGUACAGACUGUUCCCCAGCCACACCCCCAGACAUUGCCUCCUGCAGUUCCUCAUUCAGUACCUCAGCCAACAGCGGCAAUACCUGCUUUUCCACCUGUAAUGGUACCUCCAUUUCGUGUUCCCCUUCCUGGCAUGCCUAUUCCACUACCAGGUGUAGCAAUGAUGCAAAUAGUCAGCUGCCCGUAUGUAAAGACAGUCGCUACCACCAAGACCGGUGUAUUGCCAGGAAUGGCCCCUCCUAUUGUACCCAUGAUACAUCCCCAGGUUGCUAUUGCUGCUUCACCUGCUACCUUAGCUGGAGCAACAGCAGUUUCUGAAUGGACAGAAUAUAAAACAGCAGAUGGGAAGACAUAUUAUUAUAAUAAUAGGACAUUAGAAUCAACCUGGGAAAAACCCCAAGAACUAAAGGAAAAAGAAAAAUUAGAAGAAAAAAUUAAAGAGCCAAUCAAAGAGCCUCCUGAGGAACCGCUACCAAUGGAGACAGAGGAAGAGGAACCCAAAGAAGAACCCAUAAAAGAGAUCAAGGAGGAGCCCAAAGAAGAAGAGAUGACAGAAGAAGAAAAGGCUGCCCAGAAAGCAAAACCAGUAGCAACUACACCUAUUCCUGGCACUCCAUGGUGUGUUGUUUGGACUGGAGAUGAGCGAGUUUUCUUUUAUAACCCCACAACUCGUCUCUCUAUGUGGGACAGACCUGAUGAUCUGAUUGGAAGAGCUGAUGUUGAUAAAAUUAUUCAGGAACCUCCUCACAAGAAAGGAAUGGAAGAAGGAAAGAAACUAAGACACCAAACUCCGACCAUGCUGUCUAUCCAGAAGUGGCAGUUCUCUAUGAGUGCAAUUAAAGAAGAACAAGAAUCAAUAGAAGAAGCAAAUGAAGAUGAACCAAUUAAAGCUAAAAAGCGGAAGAAAGAUGAUAACAAAGACAUUGAUUCGGAGAAAGAGGCUGCCAUGGAAGCCGAAAUUAAAGCUGCCCGAGAAAGGGCCAUUGUCCCUCUGGAGGCCCGAAUGAAGCAGUUCAAGGACAUGCUUCUAGAGAGAGGGGUUUCUGCCUUUUCAACAUGGGAGAAAGAGCUGCACAAGAUAGUUUUUGAUCCACGUUAUUUACUUCUUAAUCCUAAAGAGAGGAAACAGGUUUUUGACCAAUAUGUGAAGACUCGAGCAGAAGAAGAACGAAAGGAAAAGAAAAAUAAAAUUAUGCAAGCAAAGGAAGAUUUCAAGAAAAUGAUGGAAGAAGCAAAGUUUAAUCCAAGAGCUACUUUUAGUGAAUUUGCAGCCAAACAUGCUAAAGACUCCAGAUUCAAAGCAAUUGAAAAGAUGAAAGAUCGAGAGGCCUUAUUUAAUGAAUUUGUAGCAGCUGCAAGAAAGAAAGAAAAAGAAGACUCGAAGACCAGAGGUGAGAAGAUCAAAUCGGAUUUCUUUGAACUACUAUCUAAUCAUCACUUGGAUAGUCAGUCUCGAUGGAGCAAAGUAAAGGACAAAGUAGAAAGUGACCCACGUUACAAAGCAGUAGAUAGUUCAUCAAUGAGAGAAGACCUUUUCAAACAGUAUAUUGAAAAAAUAGCCAAGAAUUUAGACUCAGAAAAAGAAAAAGAACUGGAGAGGCAAGCCCGAAUAGAGGCAAGUUUACGGGAACGAGAACGAGAGGUUCAAAAAGCUCGUUCAGAACAAACAAAAGAAAUAGAUCGAGAAAGAGAGCAACAUAAACGAGAAGAAGCAAUUCAGAAUUUCAAGGCUCUUCUUUCUGACAUGGUUCGUUCUUCAGAUGUAUCAUGGUCUGAUACUCGGAGAACUCUCCGAAAAGAUCAUCGAUGGGAAUCUGGCUCUUUGCUAGAAAGAGAAGAGAAAGAGAAGCUUUUCAAUGAACACAUUGAAGCACUUACCAAAAAGAAGAGGGAACACUUUAGGCAACUUCUGGAUGAAACUUCAGCGAUCACACUCACUUCCACUUGGAAAGAGGUUAAAAAAAUUAUCAAGGAAGAUCCCCGGUGCAUUAAAUUCUCCUCCAGUGACAGAAAAAAACAAAGGGAAUUUGAAGAGUAUAUCAGAGACAAAUACAUUACUGCCAAAGCUGACUUCAGGACACUUUUGAAAGAGACCAAAUUUAUAACAUACAGAUCCAAAAAAUUAAUCCAGGAGUCUGAUCAGCACUUGAAAGAUGUAGAAAAGAUUUUGCAGAAUGACAAGCGAUAUUUGGUACUUGACUGUGUGCCAGAGGAGAGGCGCAAACUCAUUGUGGCUUACGUUGAUGACCUGGAUCGACGAGGUCCACCUCCACCUCCAACAGCCUCAGAACCUACAAGACGAUCAACAAAAUAAUUCUGACAUAACUCUUCACACCAAGGGUAUCUAUUAAUUCAGAAUGCUUGCAUGAGCCACCUGUCAGAUUUUUUCAUAAACAUAUAUAAAAGCCAACCUAUUACAAAACCAUCUGAAGAGCAGAGGAAGGAGCAGCAUUUGUGAACAUGGUUUUUGAACAAAGAACUCUGGAAAUAUUUAUGCUUUUCUUUGUGUGGCAUGACUGACAUACAUACUCAAACAUCUAGACUGUCUCUAGUAAAUAUAAAAGCUUGAAACUAAAGAUGAUCCUUAUAUGAGGUAUGGAAGUCAGUAAUUUUUGAUGACAUUCUUCCUAGCAGUGUUAUAUAUGCAAGACCCAAGGAGUGAUUUAUGGUCUGAACUUGUAAGAUAUACAAGUGCCACAAACUUGGAAGGAAACCCAAGUUGUUUUUGUAAAGCAGGUAAAAGAAAAACAUUGUUAAUUAAAUUCUCAGCUGCCAGAGGCAGAGGCUAAGAAUAUUGUAAUGCUCCUACUUUUGCCCCAAGUCUCUAGAGACCAGUUUAGUUUGAAUUUGUUCACAGAUGUGCUUUGAUUAUCCCUCUGAAUUAUAGGCAGAAACCUGGUUGCUUUGUCUAAGUGAAGAUUUUUCUGGUAAUUUCUUCUUGGAUAUGGAAACACAGUCAAUAACAAUGCUUACCAGAACAGGACGGUUGUAUAAACACAUUUUUAUUCACCAUAGAAGUGAUCUUUAUCAAUUUCUGGAUUAGAGAGUAAAUUGCCCUUCUGGGUAAUCCUUGUAAACUAUACUCCUGUUUGAAUGUUAAACUUGUGUUUCUAAAGUUUAAUUUUGAAAUGUUUGAAUUGUUCAGUUUAUGUAUUUGAACUACAAUAAACCAACCCUUUUUAUA